AUGUCAGGAUCAGCUGGAUUUGAUAGACACAUUACUAUAUUCUCUCCAGAGGGGAGGUUGUACCAAGUCGAAUAUGCCUUCAAAGCCAUCAAUUCGUCGAACAUCACCUCAAUUGGAGUCACGGGACAAGAUUCAGCAGUUAUUAUAUCGCAGAGGAAGAUUCCUGAUAAAUUGUUGGAUGCAAAGACUAUAUCCUACAUUUUCAAGAUUACUCCAAGUAUAGGUAUGGUUGCCACUGGGUCCAUAGCUGAUGCCAGAGCACAAGCAAUGAGAGCACGUAGUGAGGCUACGGAAUUUAGAUACAAGUAUGGAUAUGAAAUGCCAGUUGAAAGUUUGAGCAAAAGAAUGGCCAAUUUGUCUCAAUUGUAUACUCAAAGAGCUUAUAUGAGGCCAUUAGGUGUAGCUUUAACUUUUGUUCAAGUUGAUUUCGAGGAUGAAGGAAAAGGCCCACAAGUUUUCAAAUGUGAUCCUGCUGGUUACUAUACCAGUGUCAAGGCGGUAGCUACCGGGCCAAAACAACAAGAAGCAACAACAUACUUGGAAAAGAAAUUUAAAAAGACCGAUGUUGUUAAGGGUGAUUGGAAAGAAACUGUUGAUUUUGCCAUUACUGCGUUGAGUUCAGUAUUGGGGACUGAUUUUAGAAAAAAUGAUAUUGAAAUUGGAGUUGCUACUGAAGGCGUGUUUAGAAUAUUAACACCAGAUGAGAUAGACGAGAGGCUUGUUGCCAUAGCUGAACAAGAUUGA
Lodderomyces orthopsilosis Co 90-125 is the source of this 744-nucleotide messenger RNA. RefSeq names its product proteasome core particle subunit alpha 1 (gene SCL1). The transcript has a single exon. The coding region runs from base 1 to 744 and encodes 247 amino acids. Gene Ontology annotation, biological process: ubiquitin-dependent protein catabolic process. The record is from RefSeq and is a predicted model, not a curated record. Gene Ontology annotation, cellular component: nucleus; cytosol; proteasome core complex. Lineage: Eukaryota; Fungi; Ascomycota; Pichiomycetes; Serinales; Debaryomycetaceae.